Messenger RNA from Zeugodacus cucurbitae (melon fly), 3971 nucleotides. Its product is annotated as ribosome biogenesis protein BMS1 homolog. Bases 188 to 3697 code for a protein of 1169 amino acids. Gene Ontology annotation, cellular component: 90S preribosome; nucleus. Lineage: Eukaryota; Metazoa; Arthropoda; Insecta; Diptera; Tephritidae. Gene Ontology annotation, molecular function: U3 snoRNA binding; GTP binding; GTPase activity. The record is from RefSeq and is a predicted model, not a curated record. Gene Ontology annotation, biological process: maturation of SSU-rRNA from tricistronic rRNA transcript (SSU-rRNA, 5.8S rRNA, LSU-rRNA); ribosome biogenesis; endonucleolytic cleavage of tricistronic rRNA transcript (SSU-rRNA, 5.8S rRNA, LSU-rRNA). The transcript is spliced from 4 exons.
UACCGAAGUUGCAAUCGAACAGCUACUACUCGAUGAAUUGACUCGAUUACAAUUAGCAAUUCAAAGUCGAUGCAAUCCACAUAUCUAUUGUAUGUCAGCGGUGAAAACAAAAUUGAUAUCUUCACACGUGCGAUAGCAUACCUUUCUUUACAUCGGAGUUAUUUAAUUAAAAAAGUAUUUAUACAAAAUGCCAGACGAGGAUGGCAUGGAUAAAAGAAAGUCUCAUCGCGCACGGCAAGCCGGCGUGAAGGCGGAAAAGAAAAAGCUCAAAGCAAAGAAAGAUGCAGGCAACACUAAAGAACCUAAUCUGACUGCACGUCAAAGGAAUCCUAAAGCAUUUGCUAUCAACUCUGCACAACGUGCUGAGCGUAAUUUUCGACGUAAAGAGGAUUUAACAGCUAAAAAGCAACAUAUACCAGUUGUCGAUCAAACACCUGACGAACCACCACCGGUGCUAAUAGCUGUGGUUGGUCCACCUAAAGUGGGCAAAACCACGUUAAUAAACAACUUGAUAAAGAAUUUUACGCGAACGAAUGUUACUGAUAUACGUGGUCCCAUUACGAUUGUCACAUCCAAGAAGCGACGCAUUACACUAUUGGAAUGCAACAAUGAUAUCAAUUCCAUGAUUGAUGUGGCAAAAUGUGCUGACUUGGUUUUGUUAUUGUGUGAUGCUAGUUACGGUUUUGAAAUGGAAAUUUUCGAAUUUCUAAAUAUAUGUCAAGUGCAUGGUAUGCCAAAAAUUAUGGGUGUACUCACACACUUAGAUAUGAUUAAAAAUCCCAAGCAGUUGAGGAAACGCAAGAAGGAACUGAAACAUCGCUUCUGGACCGAAGUUUAUGAUGGUGCCAAGUUAUUCUACCUUUCGGGCUUGUUGCAUGGCGAAUACUUGCGUAAUGAAGUUAAAAAUUUGGGUCGCUUCAUUUCGGUUAUGAAAUUCCGACCACUAUCAUGGCGUGGCGCACAUAGCUAUCUACUCGUGGACCGUGUCGAAGAUGUGACUAACACCGAUACUAUACGACGUAAUCCUAAAUGUGAUCGAGAAAUUGUGCUCUACGGUUAUGUGCGCGGUGUGCCUAUGAAACAGGAACAUUCGGUGCAUAUCGCCGGUUUGGGAGAUGCAAGAAUCGAAGAACUGAGCGCUAUACCCGAUCCCUGUCCACUGCCUGGCACUGAGAAAAAACGCAGUCUUUUGGAAAAGGAACGAUUAUUGUAUGCACCUAUGUCCGGUGUGGGCGGCAUAGUUUACGAUAAAGACGCUGUGUACAUAGAACUGCAGGGCUCACAUAGUCAUAAAGAGAAAACUGGAGACGCUGCUGAACAGGAACAGUUGGUGGAGAAGCUCAUCGAUAAGAAGCAAACUGUGGAUGUGCAAAUUGAAGAGCAAGAAUUCCGACUCUUCUCUGAUGGUUCGGCAAUUAAGUCAAAAGACUAUAAGGAGGACAGUGAUGUCGACGAUGAAGAGGAAGGUAGUCAAGAUGAAGGUUCAGGUGUAGAUGAUGAGAAUGAUGGAAGUGACAAUAGUGACGAUGAAUUUGAUGGCGAAGAUUGGCGCGGCGAAGGUAGUGAAGAAGAGCAGCCGGAUAGCGACAAUAAUACAUCUGAUGAUGAGGAGUAUCAAUCUGUAGAUGAGCUGAAAUCUAAGAAAAAGCUUAGCGCGGUUGAGGAGUCUGAACAGGAUUCGGACAGUGAACAAGAGGAGGCUAAAAUUUUAGCCAACAGCAUGAGUUGGAAAGAAAACUUAGCACAAAAGGCGCGCGAUUCGUAUCUAUUACGUCACUCGGAAGCCAAGAACAUAAUGCGUUUGGUUUAUGGUUGCUACAGUCAAAGCGAAAGCAAGAAAAACAAAAAUGGAGAAGACGAUAAAAACGAUUCAGACUCGGAUGAAGAAUUGGGUGGCCUCUUUAAGGUAGUUGCUAAAAAGCAGAGCGACAUGCAGAAAGAUAAAGAUAUUCGAGAUAAAAUGGAGCAAUGCUUUUUCGAAGACUUCUCCGGUACUACGCGCAAUUGGCUGGAAGAUGAUAAUAAAGCGCUUUUGAAAAACUGCUUCGUAACUGGCAAAUGGAAGGCGUCAGAAGAUGCGGAAACGCUGCUGCGUUUAGACGAUCUAAGCGAUGCUGAAAGUGAAGUUUAUGGUGAUUUUGAAGAUCUCGAAACUGGCGAAAAGCAUAGCAGCGCCAGCAAGGCGCCAGAUGCUGCGACGGAGGAAACCGGCGCUGGAAACGCGACAGCUGUGAAUCCCGAUGAAAAUACGCGUAAGCGUCGCAUGACCAGAGUUGAAGAAGAAAAUCUAACCAAAGCAGAGCUUAUGGCGAAAAAAUUGAAACUUAAAGCUAAAUUCGAUGCCGAGUAUGACAAUCAUGAUGGCCCCAAGGAGGACGAAGGACGCAUAAAGGGCGAUCACGAUUAUUAUGAAAGCCUAAAAGCGGACGCACAAAAACAAUCAGAGUUGAAUAAAAGCGAGUUCGCGAGUCUCGAUCCGGAGCUGCGUUUACAAAUAGAGGGUUAUCGGCCCGGUCUUUAUGUGCGUUUAGGCUUUCGCGCUAUAUCUUCGGAGUUCAUCGAGAACUUUGAUCCCAGUUAUCCCGUGCUGGUUGGCGGGCUAAAUAUGACCGAAGAGAAUAUCGGCUAUGUUAAUUGUAAAGUGAAGAAGCAUCGUUGGUAUAAGAAAAUAUUGAAGACAGGCGAUCCGUUGAUCAUCUCAAUGGGUUGGCGGCGCUUCCAGACCGUGCCAAUAUAUGCGAAAGUCGAGGAUAACUUCCGACAACGCUAUCUUAAGUAUACGCCUAACCAUGUGACGUGCAGCAUGACUUUCUGGGGUCCAGUCACACCGCAAAAUACCGGUUUCCUGGCGCUGCAAACUGUACGCCACGAUCUGGAUGAAAUGAAGCGACUCGGUUUUCGCAUUGCGGCCACGGGCAGCGUAAGUGAAUUGGAUAAAUCGGCGCAGAUUAUGAAGAAAUUGAAGUUGGUCGGUCAACCGUUCAAAAUAUACAAGAAAUCCGCAUUCGUUAAGGGCAUGUUCACAACCGGGUUGGAGGUGGCCAAAUUCGAGGGCGCUAAAAUUAAAACUGUCUCCGGCAUACGUGGUCAAAUUAAGAAGUCACAUCAUGACCCCGAGGGUUCAUUCCGUGCCACAUUCGAGGAUAAGAUACUUUUGAGUGACAUCGUCUUCUGUCGCACAUGGUUCCGUGUAGAAGUGCCACGUUUCUAUGCGCCAGUCACCUCACUACUACUGCCAGCGGAGCAGAAAUCACAAUGGCAAGGCAUGAAGACGCUGGGUCAACUGAAGCGUGAACGUAAUAUACAAAAUCAAGCGCAACCGGAUAGCCAAUACACGGAGAUUAAGCGUGAACCGAAGAUAUUCAAACCGCUUACGAUACCCAAAGCUCUACAGCGCGCCUUACCAUACAAGGAUAAACCCAAAGCGCGACCGUUAGACGAGAAGAAGAAGGAGGAGCUGGAACGUAUAGCUGUGAUACGCUCACCACAUGAACAGAAAGUGGCAAAGAUGAUGAAAAUGAUAGAGACGAACUACAAAGCGAAACGCAGACAUGAUAAAAUGGAAACGAAGAUACGGCUCAAGCAAUUCCGUGCCGAGAAGCGCAUUGAGGAAGCGCGCAAGAUGAAGCGUCAGAAGGAGGUGAGAAAGAAGGUGUCACGCGCUAUAAGUAAAAUGCGUAAGAAGGAAGAAGUCUAAAGCACGCAAUCACACACACACACACGCAUACAUAUUCGUAUGUAUGCUGUUGUACAUAACCUAGAAAUUCUUUUAAUUACUUUUUACAGUAAAAAUAAUAAAGUUGAACUAUUUUACAUAAAAUAUAUUGUUCGUUUGUAUUUGUUUAAAGUUUACAAAUCACACUGCAAAUGUGUCGCUUGUAUUCAUUCGGUUUAGUUUGGUUGUACGAGUUUGCGAAGGCCAGCUCUUCAAUCCUGACUUUUGUUGUCAUCGAUCGCUUUGAGCGCGGCAA